CCGAGCAUAUAUACUAUAUACUUCCUGAUCUAAUUAUAAGAUAUUCUUUCUUCGAGUGCAUUCAACUCUUAGAUAUACCAGAUUUUUAAAAUCUGAAAACAGCGGCGUACGGCAGCUUCGAAAAUGUAUGGUAAACGUUAUUCCUCUGAACAGUCUCCCGCAAACCCUGAACAAAGUCCCGGUAAUUUUAAUUCAUCGUCGACGCUUAUAAAAUUUAAGCACGGAAACAAAGAAAUACCGCGAUCGUUCACAGCCCUGCGGAAACGCAGUCAGUGCCGACGACACCGCACGGGCGCUGCGAGAGUCCGAGAGAGAAAGAGAUACAGUGUGUAUAGCGCGAGAGCACAUUGCACGAUGAUCCAAAGAGGCGCGCGCACCUCUCGCCUCUGCAGCUGUCAGCCGUCGCGUCUCUCUUCUGAAGUCGCUCUUCUUGCCCGUAAUAUACACACUCCGAUACUGUGAUAUAUCAGCUAAUUUGUAGAGUCGUGCUCGUGUUUUCAUUCAAGAUUCGCGGGUGAAAAAUGCUGUAGGGAAAAAGAUGAGUCUGCCCAGCGUCAAGGACUACACACUGCUGGAGAAAAUCGGGGCUGGCAGCUACUCCACGGUGUACAAAGCCUUCAAGAGGGAUGGCUCUCGCGAGGUGGUGGCGAUCAAGUGCGUGGACAAGUCGACCCUCUCGAAAUCGGCGAUCGACAAUCUCAUUACGGAAAUUAAUUUACUCAAGAUACUCAAACACGAGCACAUCGUCGAAAUGCGCGACUUCUUCUGGGACGAGGGGCACAUCUAUAUCGUGAUGGAGUAUUGCGACGGUGGCGAUCUGUCGAACUUCAUCAAACGAAAGCAUAAGCUGGCCGAGCACGUCUGUAGAAAGUUUUUGCAGCAGCUCGCGCUAGCGCUCAGGUACCUGCGCAACCACAAUGUCUGUCACAUGGAUUUGAAGCCGCAGAAUCUGCUGCUUAUCAAAAGGCCCGCCCUCGUGCUCAAAGUUGGAGACUUCGGUUUCGCCCAGUACCUGAGCAGUUCGGAGACCAAGUUUUCGAUACGAGGCUCGCCUCUGUACAUGGCACCGGAGAUACUGCUGCGGCACAAGUACGACGCCAGGGUGGACCUGUGGAGCGUCGGCGUCAUCAUGUACGAGUGUCUAUUCGGCAAGGCGCCGUACUCGAGCAACAGCUUUCCCGAACUCGCCGAGAAGAUCAAAGACAUGAGGCCGAUCGAGCUGCCCAAGGGAUGUCACAUAUCCGGCGAGUGCAAGGACCUGCUGUUGCGGCUCUUGAAGCACAACCCGGACGAGCGGCUGACCUUCGACGAGUUCUUCGCGCACGACUUCCUCGACCUGGAGCACGCGCCGACGCGCGAGAACUUGGACAAGGCCGUCGCUCUCGUCCACAAGGCUGUGAAAUCCGACGCGGACGGCUGUCGCAGGGAGGCCUAUCAUCUCUACUGCGAGGCUCUCCGCUACUUCAUUCCUGUACUCACAAGCGAGACUGAUUUGCAGAAGAAGGAGGCGCUGAGACUGAGGGUGAACGAGUACAUCAGGCGAGCGGAACAAUUAAAGGACACGUGUGCGGAGGCUGAUCAGAGGCGGAAGAGCGAGAACGGGGCGCAUCAGGCCGCGGAGACUACCAACUCGCAGCAGCCAGUCUCGAGGUGCGACUCGCUCGAGAGAAACGCUGCGAUCAAUUUUCUCGAACUACGUACGCUAAGCAAGAGCACGACGGGCAUGUCGGCGGCGCUAGAGAUCGGCGAGUCGGCCGAGCAGUACCUGGCUGAGGGCAACUACGAUCUGGCUCUCGAGAAGUUUCAAUCCUGCCUGAAAGUCCUGGUGCCGCUGCUGGGCAAAGAGCCGCCGGGGCGCAGACGCGAGCUCCUCUCCAAGCAGGUUCACAAAUGGAUGAAGGAAGCAGAAAGCACCAAGGGCCUUCUUAUCACGAAAGAGAUGGAAAGUAACGCGCAGCGCACCUCAGAGUCUCAAGAGCAGUGUUCAUUACAAUGAGAGCUUUUCUUGAUCUUUAAUAAAUUUUUGAUGAUUCUUAAUUUAGUUUAAUAAAUGUUUUUAAGAUAAAUAUAUAUAUACACGAUA
Nasonia vitripennis (jewel wasp) is the source of this 2083-nucleotide messenger RNA. RefSeq names its product serine/threonine-protein kinase ULK3 (gene Aduk). The coding region runs from base 539 to 1996 and encodes 485 amino acids. The record is from RefSeq and is a predicted model, not a curated record. The transcript has 8 exons. Gene Ontology annotation, cellular component: cytoplasm; autophagosome. NCBI's taxonomy places the organism in Eukaryota, Metazoa, Arthropoda, Insecta, Hymenoptera, Pteromalidae. Gene Ontology annotation, molecular function: ATP binding; protein serine/threonine kinase activity. Gene Ontology annotation, biological process: autophagy; peptidyl-serine phosphorylation; protein autophosphorylation.